This is a messenger RNA of Carcharodon carcharias (great white shark), 4352 nucleotides long. It is a transcript of the gene pam, whose product is annotated as peptidylglycine alpha-amidating monooxygenase. Gene Ontology annotation, biological process: peptide metabolic process. The record is from RefSeq and is a predicted model, not a curated record. Gene Ontology annotation, cellular component: membrane; extracellular region. The transcript has 28 exons. The coding region runs from base 708 to 3650 and encodes 980 amino acids. Lineage: Eukaryota; Metazoa; Chordata; Chondrichthyes; Lamniformes; Lamnidae. Gene Ontology annotation, molecular function: copper ion binding; peptidylglycine monooxygenase activity; protein binding.
CCAUUGGGCAGCUCGGCGGCACGAGACGGGAGCGGCGGCGCGAGGUUCAAGGCUGACUUGAUACAGUAGUACCAAUGAGGUACCAUCUGACAAAGCUUAUUCCCUAGAAAAGGCAUUUGGACGAAAUGAAUCAUGCUGACAUAAAAUGUUUCAAGAACUGUUCCAGAAUGUAUAGAAUUUAGAAAGAUGACCAUCAAUGUAUCCACCAACUCUCCAGCCACCUCUUUCAACAGUCUGGGAUGUAGAUCAUCGAGUUCAGGAGAAUUAUCAACUUUCAGUCCUAGCAAUUUCUCCAGUACUACUUUUUAACUUUAAGUUUCCAUCUGAAUGAAGACUGAAGCUGCUCUUUGUGCUGCCAAUCAUAAAUUGUGAGGAGAAUUAUAGUCUGAAGCUGUGCACGUUUAAGCAGGGGUCUGAACCUCUGGGGAAGUUCAGAUUUAUUUUGUCACUGGAUUCUGAAUGAGAUGUCUAAAUGAGAAGAGUGGUUGAGAAUUUAGUGUUCCCUAAUAGAGACGGCAAAGAAGCUUCAUGCGCCUGGCUGAUUUACGGUGCGCCACCUCUGAGAUUGAUGGACUGACAAUUGCUAUGUCUGCAGUGCUGCUGAUACCCCAGCUCUGAAUUCAUGCUGCUGAAGGAGUCUUACAUUUAUAGCUGAUAGAAUUGCACUGCUUUUCAUCUAAGAUCUGAACCAAAGUAGCAGAGUGGACAUGGCUGGUUUCAUUAACAAAGUGCUAUUGGUAUUUCUAAUCCUUCAGAACAACUGCAUGUGCCAUGAAAGCACGUCUCUCUUAAAGAGAUAUCAACAAAGCCCAUGGACAUUGCCCUCCGGUUGUCGCAAAAACAGGCAUCCAGACAUUUCACCAAAUUCUCCUAACUUUAAACUUGAAGUUAGAAUGCCUGGAGUAACUCCUGUAAUGUCGGAUAGCUACUUUUGCACAUUUGUUCCAGUGCCACCUGGUCAGAAAUCCUAUAUAGUUGACUUUAAGCCUCAUGCAAGCAUGGAGACUGCUCAUCAUAUGUUACUGUUUGGAUGCAGCAUGCCAGCCACGAAUGAGGAUUAUUGGGACUGUGGCGGUAGAUAUGGCACUUGCUUAGAUGAAGCUAAAAUCAUGUAUGCAUGGGCUAGAAACGCUCCACCCACACGAUUACCUGCUGAUGUUGGCUUUAGAGUUGGUGGAAACACAGAUAUCAACUACAUUGUUCUUCAGGUCCAUUAUGGAGAUGUCACUGCAUUUAGAGAUAACCACAAAGAUUGCUCUGGUGUAACACUACAGAUGACAUUUCUUCAACAACCUUUGAUUGCUGGCAUUUAUCUCCUCUUGUCUGACGAUACUGUCAUACCACCAGGAGAAAAAGUUGUAAAUGCAGAUAUUGCCUGUUUAUAUAAACAGACUACUAUACAUCCAUUUGCUUUCAGAACACAUACUCAUCAAUUAGGUCAGGUGGUUAGUGGAUACAGAGUAAGAGAUGGGAAAUGGACAUUAAUAGGCCGACAGAGUCCACAACUGCCACAGGCUUUCUAUCAUAUGGAAAACUCAAUGGAUAUUAAAUAUGGUGACACCAUUACAGCUAGAUGUGUUUUCUCAGGAAGAGGAAGGACAACUGUUACACGGAUAGGAAGAACGUCGAAAGAUGAAAUGUGCAACUUAUAUAUCAUGUAUUACAUGGAAGCUAAGCAUGCCAAGCCAUACAUGUACUGCAUGCAAGAAGGUAGCCCUGAAUUGUUUAAAGAUAUUCCUCCGGAGGCAAAUAUUCCGAUCCCUGUCAGCCCAGCUAUGGCUAUGCAUGGACAUCAUACAGGUAAAGAGAACCCAGAUGAAAAUGUUAUACUGCAGCAACCUAAAAGGGAGGAAGAGGUUGUUCUUGACCAGGGUAAUUUUUAUGCACUCAUUUCCAAGCUCCUGGGAGAACGAGAAGAUGUGGUUCAUGUGCAUAAGUACAACCCUACACACAAAGCAGAAUCAGACCUAGUUGCUGCAAUAGCUAAUGUGGUGCAUAAAAAGGACCUGACUUCUGGUCCAAAGGAGUUCUUGGAACUCAGUGAAAGGUCUGACCCUGUCCUAGUAAGAGACAGAGUUCACAAAUUCCACAGGAUAGAAUCCACAUUAAGGCCUGCUGGCAAUAGAUUAUCAAAUCUGCAGGCUCAACCUGGAAUGAACAGCAGAGAAACUGAAUACAACGAAGUGUCUCAUUUGGAAGAAGCAAUUGACUGGCCUGGAGAGAAAUUAAAGCUGGGCCAAGUUUCUGGAGUUGCACUGGAUUCCAAAAAUAACCUAGUCAUUUUUCACAGAGGAAACCAUGUGUGGGAUGAGAAUUCUUUUGACCAGAAGCAUAUAUAUCAGCCCCAAGGUAUUGGACCAAUUCAGUACAACACUAUCCUUACUUUGGACCCAGUCAGUGUGAAAGUGCUUAAUGGUGUGGGAUCAAAUAUUUUCUAUCUACCCCAUGGUAUUAGCACAGACAAAGACGACAACUUCUGGGUAACUGAUGUGGCACUUCAUCAGGUUUUCAAGCUGGGACCUAGAGGUGACUAUUUAUUAGUUCUAGGACAAGCCUUUCAGCCAGGAAGUGACAGCAGUCAUUUCUGUCAGCCCACUGAUGUGGCAGUGGAUCCAGCUCAUGGUAAUGUCUACGUGUCUGAUGGCUACUGCAACAGCAGGAUUAUUCAAUUUUCUCCAGAAGGAAAGUUCAUUAUGCAGUGGGGAGAAGGAAGCUCACUUUCUGGAAUACCGAAACCAGGUCAAUUCUUCAUUCCACACAGCUUGACAUUUGUGCCAGUAUUAGGCCAGCUGUGUGUCGCUGAUAGAGAGAAUGGGCGGAUCCAGUGUUUUAUAGCACAGUCAGGACAAUUCCUUCGGGAGAUUCAACAUCCUGAGUUUGGAGAGCGACUGUUUGCAGUGUCCUAUACACCUGACAAUGGUGGGCAGUUAUAUGCAGUAAAUGGAGAAGCUCUUGUUGGCAAGGGAGUACCAGUGCAAGGAUUUGUUCUGAAUUUUACGACUGGAGAAUUACUGGACAUCUUCAAACCAAUCAAACAGAACUUCUUGAUGCCACAUGACAUUGUUGCAGCAGAUGAUAAGACUAUAUAUGUUGGGGAUGUUCAAGCAAACACAGUGUGGAAAUUUGUACCAGCAGAAAAAGCUGAGCACCGUUCAGUAAAGAAAGCUGGGCCUGGCAUGGAGAUGCAUGAAAUAGAUGCAACUGAAACAUUCCUGGAAGCAGAAAUAGAAGGCAAGAUGAGAACACCUAAUGUGCUGGAGAAGCAUAAAAGUAACAAUGUUCUCAAACAGUCAAGUACUGCAGUUUCUCCAGUCCUUAUUACAUUACUGCUCAUCAUUCCUGUUGUGAUGUUAGUAGGAAUUGGACUCUUUAUCCACCUGCGAAAGAGCAAGAUAUAUGGAGAAGACCCUGAUAGCAAAUUGGAGUCAAUACAGUCAUCAGGAGGAAUCCUGGGGAGGCUUAGGGGAAAAAGCAGCCGAGGACUAAAUUUGGGGAACUUCUUUGCAAGCCACAGAGGUUACAGUCGAAAAGGUUUUGACAGAUUGAGUACUGAAGGAAGUGAUCAAGAAAAAGAUGAUGAAGAAGGCACUGACUCAGAAACAGAAGAGUAUUCUGCACCACCACUUCCACCCACCACCUCAUCCUCUUGAAAUAUGCUAAUUCCAAUUUGCCCUGAUAACGCUGACAAUAUAUUGAGUUCCCAUUUUGUUUCCCUAAAAGCAGAUGUGUUCAGGAUGUGUAUUUGAUAGUAACUGUACUAAUCUGUUUUGCCUACACAACAUGUACGUUUUUAUUUAUUUGUGGAGAGUUUCAUUAUCAUGCUUUUGCCUCCAUAUCUAAACAAUCAAGUCAGUUUUAUUCUCGGGACCAAGUAUUGUCUGAAUACUGAAGCAAAAUUUACCGCUUUGGGCCAUAAUGAAUAUUUUUAAUUGUUACUGUCUUACCUUGCUGGAGCUAUAAACCUGUGUUGGUGAGUCAGUCACUUUUUUGUGCUUGAGCUGUAGCAUUUGGCUACUGUCCUGUCUGGCACUUUAGUUUGAUAUUUCCAGUUGUAAGUAACAUCGUGCCUUCUCUAUCAAGCAUCCUUAGUCUAUUGUAGUCCAAUUAUGCUACAAAGGGAAGCAAGGCUGCUACUUUUUGUCUUAGUUUCUCUCUAUAACUAUCCUGUUUACUGAACAGAAAAUUGUAUAUACAGAGAACAGGAUCUGUAUUUACAGCAAAAGUCAUUUUUUGAUGUAUUCAAAGUAAAUGUCUAAUACUAAAAUUCUAGGGGGGUGCAAAUUGUUAUAUUGUCAGAACACUAUUUUCGGUCGCUGAAUGUAAUUUGUGUAAUAAAGUGUUCGCGAGCAUUA